CCGGAAGUGGCUGUUGUCAGGGAGCCGGGUGCUGAGGAGCAGCCGCGGUGUCGCGGGCCGGGAGCGAAAUACCGGCCAACGCCCGAGGAGAGGCCGAGAGGCGGCAUCGGAGGCCGGGGGAAGAUGCUGCCCAGCAAAUACCGGGCGCGGCUGCUCGGCAACCCAAUAAAUACUUGUAGUCUUCAGUUAACCGUGCAGGCUUCAACUGUCGGGGACCGAUUAUCCCAGAAGCAGCAGGUUGACUGUAGAUUAAACAAGGAGUUACUUGCUUCACAUAAUAAGGUUUUAAACGUGGAUGGUGACAAGAACUUUCUUUGCAAACCAGACACAAUAUGCCAUGAUGAUCCAUCCCACUACUACUCGGAAUCAAUGUCGCGGGUAACAACUGGAGACAUGCCGUCGCAUGUUCCCCUUUCAGUAAAAUGCAAGUCACGACAGGGCUCUCGUAGCGCUGUCCCUUCCCCAUCUCACAGUCAAGGAACCUUGCCGUACUUACCAGGUGACCAUGUAAUUUUUUCUGAGAUACCUUCAACACCUGGAAUUCCUGUUGUAUACCGCACACCUGAGGAAAGGGCAGAGCAUUCUGAUAGGCUAAAUUUAGACAGGCGAAACCUAACAGUCUGUCCAAUUCUGGAGGGUGAGCAACAACUUCGCUUGUUGAAUUUCCAGCACAAUCUCAUCACUCAGAUCCAGCAUCUUUCCAAUCUACGACGCCUUAUUUUUUUGGACCUUUACAACAAUCGGAUUGAGGAAAUCUCUGGUCUCUCUUCUCUGAAGUCACUUCGUGUCCUUAUGUUGGGCAAAAACAGAAUCAAGAAUAUUUCUAACCUGGAGAGUCUCACUGAUCUCGAUGUGCUGGAUCUGCAUGCAAACCAGAUCUGUAGGAUGGAAAAUAUCAAUCAUUUAACUGAACUUCGAGUGCUUAACCUUGCGGGUAACUUCAUUGUUCAUGUUGAAAACAUGAGUGGUCUUGAUUCACUGACAGAACUCAAUCUUAGAAGGAAUCGCAUUGAAUCUGUGAGAGAUGCAGACACAUUACCUCGUCUCCAAAGAUUUUUCCUCAGCUUUAACAACAUAUCCAGAUUUGAGGACAUUGCUUGUCUGGCAGACUCUUUAUCACUCUCGGAGGUCACCCUGGAUGGCAAUCCCAUAGCUCAGGAGUCAUGGUACAAGCAUACGAUUCUCCGACAUAUGCUGCAGCUCCGUCAGCUAGAUAUGAAGAAAAUCACAGAGGAAGAGCGGCGAAUGGCAUUAAUCAUGGCCAGAAAAGAAGACGACAAGAAACGUGAAAUCCACAAGCAGGCAAUCCUGAAGGAGAAGCGCCGUUUGGCUAUCAGUAAUGCUGCCAGACAGUGGGAGAUCCAGCAGACAGUUGCUGCUAUCAAGGAGGCACAGCAAGAACGAGUGAAACCUGUCGGCACAGCCAGUAACAUCAGUAAUCAUAAGCCACGUCACAUCAAUGAACAUGAACAUGGGUUAUGGCCGAAUGAGUCGAGCCAAUUGAGUCCUAAUAACAUCAUUGAAAAGGAAGCAGAGGACAACAAACAAGACUUCCCAAAAUCCGAAAAGUCCAGUAACAUGAGGUCUCCUGAUGGGAUACUGACCUGUGCAGUGCAAGGACUGUCCAUCGCAGACUCUCACUUGGCCGAGCUGGAAGGAGACACACUGCACUUGUAUGGGUUUGGUGCACUGGAAUCUCUAGAUCGCAGCUGGGGCGUUCAGACAGCUGGGACAGUCACAACUGUCUCUUUCAUGUUCAUAGACUUUGAUGAGAUUGUCACAGUGUUACCACGAUUGAGGAUUAAAUUUCCAAAUAUUUUGCACUUAAAGUUCCAAGAUACGAAUCUUCACAAAUUGCAGCAGUUUAAUGCUCUGGCACUGGGUCGCAGGUUAGACCAACUCACUGUUAGUUCUCAGGGGAACCCAGUGGUGAACUUCAGCCUCUGGAAAUACUAUGUCCUCUUCAGGCUCAACCAUUUCUGUCUCCAAAAAAUAAAUGAUACGGAGGUAACUCCCAUGGAUAUAGUAAUGGGUGAGCGAUUCUUUGGAAUUUUGGCACGUGUGGCUGCCUCUGAUCUCCCCCAGCCUCGGUUGCUUUCAUUGCUGGGAGAAAUCAAGAAGAAGCAACUGCAUUUCAUAUUGGAGGGGAAAGGAAAGAAAUCUGGGGUCACCCUGGAGGAGACUAAGGACAGUAUAAAGCUUGGAGGUGAGACUGUGGGCCGAGCCAUCCUGAAUUAUUCUAAUAAGGAUGUCACCUCUGAAAAAUUCAAGGAAACAAGGACCUUUUGCCAAGUAUAUGUGCAAGAACUGGUUAAAGAUGCCGCUCUUAUUGAUGUUAAAAAUGAAUCCCUGCAGAAACUCUGGCCACAAAUCUUCAUCGAACUAGUGCGGGAUUGUGUAAUCCAAAUGAGCAAUAAAAACUCGCACAUGAAACUGUGCCUGAAGAACAUAAUGGACCAGAAAUGAAGAGAAUAGCAGAACCCCACUUAAACUCUAGUUCAACAUCAUAUAUCCUCUGCCACUGUAUUGAUGCAGUCAAACCUGAAUCACAGAAUCUCCAUUUACAAAGAUUAUUGGCUACCAAGGAUUGCUUCUUCAGGAUUCGUACUUCAUUGGAACAAGUAUUGUCAAAUCACAAAUUUUAACAAACUGGGAUUAAGAAACUAAGACAUCAAAGAUGAUGAGAGUGUGCUUGUGAAAAGGAAGCCAAAGCCAUUCUUAAACUAGUCUUCCACCUUAGCUGCUGAUACACUUUAGAGCACUGCAGCAGUACACACCAUUCUCCAUAGAUGAUCAAGGACUUGCAGCAGUGAGCACAUCUAUAUUACCUGCUGACUUUAUCCCUUUGUGGGAUUAACCGAAAAAUAUACUGACGAAAUAUUACACCUAAUGAUUUGUUAAGGUGCGUUGGAACCUGGGAAUAACUCUAACCAGAGUUUAUAAAUGGUGUAUUCAAUGUCACUGUUUUCUCUCUUUGUUAACAGUGUAGAUGUGUCGAUACACACUGCUUAAUGGGGAUCUCUGUCAGGUAGUAGUUUGUUAUAAGGCCUUGGACCCCAGUAGUUUAAUGAUGAAUUUUGAUGAAUUGUGUGUCAGCCGUAGCUCAGUUGAUAGUGCUCCCACAUCCAAGUCAGAAGGUUCUGAGCUCAAGUCCCACUCUAGAGACUUGAGUACUAAAAUCAAGGCUGGCACUCUAGUGCAGUAGUGAGUGAGUACUACUACACUGACAGAGGUGCCAACUUGCAGAUGAGGUGUUAAAUCAAGGCCUCUCUGCCCUCUCAGGUGGAUGUAAAAGAUUCCAUGGCACAAUUUUAAAGAAGAGUAUGGGUGUUGUACCUGGUGUCCUGGCCAAUAUUUGUCCCUCAGUCAACAUCACAAAAAUAAAUGAUCUGGCCAUUAUCACAAUGCUGUUUGUGGGAGCUUUCUGAGCACAAAUUAGCUGCUAAGUUUUCUACGUUACAACGGACUAUACAUCAAAAAGUCCUUCAUUGGCUGUAAAGCACUUUGGAAUGUGGUGGUUGUGAAAGGCACUAUAUAAAUGCAAGCCUUUGUUUUUGAUCUAACUAGGAUAACCUCUUGUAUGGUUUGAACUGGAUAGUCCAUUUUCAGCUAAGCCUUCUUGUUAAGUGUGAGACUUGAAAAUUGAACAGAAAAUGACUCACCUAACUGCAGAAUUAGUUUUUUUUUAAGUUUCCUAAUGUGUCUAAGCCUGUUUCAACGUCUCAUGCAUGUGGCUGAGCCUGUUUAAAGAUCACGUGUAUAACUCAGCCUGUUUCAGGGUGGGAGGUGCGUGUGCGUGUGUCUGUUCCAGGUCUACACAUUUGUGACUGGACUUAGUUUACUUUGUGUGCAAAUGAAUUCACUAUUUUGUGCAUUGCCUUUUUUUUUUAAGUUCCCUAUACUGGCUGGCUUUGGACUGGGUAUAAACUGGAAGCCCAUUUUGAGGAAGCAUGAUUUCUACACUAGUUCUGCUUCAUGUUCCUUGUAUUGUUUAGUCUGGCAUCAAUAUUUUCUGUUAAAUGGAAAGGAAGAUUUUGCAGCAUGUUUGCCAAAUCCAUUUCACUUAACCGAAUGAGCCUUGUUGCUGGACUUUGGUGUUUCUGUGUGUUUUAACAGACUACUGCAGGAAAUCGAGCAAAUAGUACACAUUGCUUAGACGAUGUUUAAUGUUUUAACACAGCCAAUGUCACCUAGCACUGCAGCCAUAAGGACUGGAAGAGACCACUGCUCCCAGAUCCUGUUCCACCAUUGCUAGAUCAUGGCUGAUCUGUACCUCAGCUCCAAUUACCUUAUGAUCCUUUAAUAAUCUUACCCAACUAAAAUCUAUCAAUCUUAUCAAAAGCAAGGUUUCAUUUUGGUGCCUGACACUGACUAUGUUAAAAUUAAAAUAUUUUCCAAUGAUGUGCUAAUUAAAAAGUCAAUUAAUGACAUAAGUUUCAAUGACAGAACUUUGAGCAGUUACUUAUCUUGUCAUCAAACCACCCAUCAUGAAUUUGAUUUGGUGUGGUACACACAUUAUAUCCAAUCUAUCGCUGCACAGAAUUAGUUCCAAUGUGGCACUGCAUGCAUGAGAUCAUGUUACAUGCUCAGUGAUGUUGCACACAUUAGUUCCUAGAUUUUCAAUCCUCUUCUGCAUAAGAUGACAAUUUCAGUGAAAAAAACUGAGGUGUACUUCUUUUCAUUUUCUUAGUUGGAAAGUUGACAUAUUUUGCAUAUAAUUUGUGCUUUGCCAAAUGGGAAUUGGUUGUGCAUGUGAUAUGGAGAUUUCUGUGCACAAUGGAGAAUGCUAUCUGAGGUGUGAAAUCCAUAAUUAACCAGAAUGCAAUGGGAUUUGUAGUUUAUUAUAUUAAAAUGUUUAUCAUUUCAGUAAUUAGAAUAUCCAAUUAAAGGUUAGUCAGCUGAUACUAUCCUGAUUUUGAUAGCAAAAUAUUGACCCUUAUGUACUACUAAUAAUUCUAAUUUUAUAUAAAUAGAUGCUAAUGGAGAGGCUCAUUUCAUUAAUGUAAUGCACGAGCAAUGAUUUUCAAAGGUACAUAUUUGCUAGCUCAUUGUUUAUUUCUUAUCUUUUCUUGUUCAGUGCUGGUUCUAGAGUAAGAUUAUUAAAGUUUGUUUCAAAUUGAUUAUUUGUUGUUUCAUUGUCACUGUUACAAUUUGGAAAUUCUCCAGGUACCGAGGGCCACUUCUACCAGCAGGCACAUGCAAUAUCUAUGGACCAAAAUGUAACUGAUCUGAGAUGUAGCAUGCCUACGGUGAACAAUAAACCUCUGACUUGA
This is a messenger RNA of Carcharodon carcharias (great white shark), 5273 nucleotides long. RefSeq names its product leucine-rich repeat-containing protein 49. The record is from RefSeq and is a predicted model, not a curated record. Bases 124 to 2466 code for a protein of 780 amino acids. The transcript is spliced from 18 exons. Lineage: Eukaryota; Metazoa; Chordata; Chondrichthyes; Lamniformes; Lamnidae. Gene Ontology annotation, molecular function: protein binding.